Magnolia sinica is the source of this 814-nucleotide messenger RNA. RefSeq names its product RNA polymerase II transcriptional coactivator KELP. Bases 87 to 593 code for a protein of 168 amino acids. The record is from RefSeq and is a predicted model, not a curated record. The transcript has 3 exons. Gene Ontology annotation, biological process: positive regulation of transcription initiation by RNA polymerase II. Gene Ontology annotation, molecular function: transcription coactivator activity; DNA binding. NCBI's taxonomy places the organism in Eukaryota, Viridiplantae, Streptophyta, Magnoliopsida, Magnoliales, Magnoliaceae.
CAUCUGUGCCCAAAAGCUGUUCGAACAAAUUCCCCCAAAAAGGGUACUUCCCACAUCUUCGCGCCCCUCUCUCUCACAUACUCGAAAUGGAUCCCGAAACCCAGAGCCAAAUCGAGACGACUGUGAUCGAGAUUCUGAAAAACGCAGACAUGGAGGAGAUGACUGAGUUCAAGGUCCGAAGCGCGGCCGCAGAGAAGCUCGGGCUCGACCUGUCCACUACCGAAUACAAGCGAUUCGUCCGCCGCGUGGUGGAAUCGUUUCUCCUCGCGAAGAAGGAGAAAGAAGAGGCGAACGAAGCCCAAGGAGAAGAAGGAGAAGAAGAAGAGGAGGAAGACACGAAGAGAGAUGGCGGGAAAGAGUAUGACGACGACGGUGAUCUCAUCAUCUGUAGGCUAUCGAACAAGAGAAGGGUGACUAUUCAAGAUUUUAGAGGGAAAACACUGGUUUCGAUAAGGGAAUUCUAUGAAAAAGAUGGAAAGCAGAUGCCAUCUGCCAAAGGGAUAAGCUUGACAGCUGAACAAUGGACUGCCUUCAGCAAAUCUGUCCCUGCCAUAGAGGAAGCCAUCAAGAAACUGGAAUCAAGGCUGAACUGAAUUUUGUAAACCUUGUAGUAGCAUAUGAUCUAAACCAACGCCAAUGACCUAAAAACUACACGUGAAACCAUGAAUUUCAUCAUCAUAGGCAUCCCCCCCCCCCCCCCCCCUUUUUUUGGGUUUUGUAUGUGGAAGGGCUGGAGGUAGGUCUCUUUUGUAGAAGUGCUUGUGAUAUGAACUGGAAAGGACCAUCAAUCUCAAAUUUCCUUCUUGUUCAGCCA